GUUACAUGUUGGAGCAGCGAGACUAAAACUUGAAAUGAUGAUGUGACUUCCUGGAGGAGGAGGAUGAGGAGGAGGAGAAGGAGGAAGGUUACUCCGAGCAUUGCUAAUCAACAUUUCCACACACAUUGAGGAGAAGAGUUAUGCCGCGCGUGACCAUCUUAUGAGGAUGAAGACUAUUUGGCCCGCUUGCGUUUUUCUGUGGGCGACGUUGCAGCGCGGCAUCUUGCAGGUUGUUGAAUUACCUGACUCAGUGUGGAACUGCUGUGAGGGCGACAUUCUCGUAUUGCUGGACUCGUCAGGAAGCGUGGCCAACUACGAGUUCUCACGCAUGCUGGGCUUCACCGCCAAGCUUCUUCGGCCCUUCUCGCUAGCCCGCGGCCACGUGAGGGUCGGGCUGCUGCAGGUGGGGACCGCCCCGAACCUGGAGUUCGGCCUGGAUGUGCACAGCGAGCAAAGAAGUCUGCAGAAAGCUUUUCUCGGCGUCGCACAGCUGCAGGGGAGCACCAACACCGAGGCGGCGCUACGGGUAGCCCAGCGGCUCCUGACGGAGACGCGCGUGCCGAAGGUUCUGCUCUGGCUGACCGAUGGCGUGGAGCUGGGGAAGGUGGACGAGCCCAUAGCACAACUGAAGGCGCAAGGGGUGUCUGUGUUGAUUGUGUCCACUGUGCACGGCGACUACCAGGUCUUGCAGCGUGCGGUCUCCCCUCCUCUGGAGUCCCACCUGUACUCUGUGGACAUGGACAACAUUGACAUCAUCACAGAGGAAAUGAGAGCGGCCAUUAUCAGAAUCAUUCGAGCAGAGCGACUCCGUGCCACUGACGUCACGUCGCGCGGCGCUGUACUGCAGUGGCGCCCUGUUUUAAGCACACUAAGCGGUUACUACGAGCUGUGGUAUAACACCGUUGGGAAUGCACACGCAGAGGCAAGACGCAUUCUCCCGGGACAAACCAGCUCGGUGGCGCUGACCGAACUGCAACCCCAGACCACCUAUUCCGCCUUCUUGCGGCCAGAGUCCAACCAGAGGCUUUUCAACACCCUCACUGUGAGCUUCACCACGCUUCCAGAUCUUUUAAGCCCGGCAGUGGUCUCGGUGUCCGAAUCCGGCGCCCGUCAGACACGAGUCAGCUGGGGUCCCCUGCAGCCCGCUUUGGUUGCGAGAUACACCGUGGAGUACGGAGUCAUUCCAAGCGGCGCGGUCUCCAGUGUAAUGGCACAGAGCCACCAGAACUCCACUGUGCUCACCAACCUGGAGCCAGGAACUCAGUACCUUGUCACAGUCAGUGCCUUGUACAAGAACGGAAAAGAAAGAGCCAUGUCUGUGAAAGCAUGCACUCAAGAAGCACCAGCAGCGAGUCUGCCUGCCCUGUCAGAUCUUCAGCUCAACCCAGCGGCGCACGAGGAGGUACAGGUAGAAUGGAAGGCGCGACAGCAGGGCCUGACAGGAUUCUGGCUCACCUGGGAGAAAGGGAACACCCACAGCUCUUCUUCCAUAUACCUGCCGCCGUCCUCACACUCAACGCGUCUCACACACCUUGCGCCGAGCAGCCGCGUGUGCGUGUCCCCCGUCUACAGCUCGGGCCGAGGAGAGGGCAUAUGCUGCACGACAGAGAAGUAAAGAGGUUAUCGGAGCUUAAGGCCUCUUCAGUUGUUUUCUUCAGUUGUGUUGCGUUUUUUUGUUUAUUUGCGGAAAUGCAAUAUCCGUUUUCCUGGAUUAACGAGAGAAGGCUGCAAUCUAGCAGCCGGCAAACAAUCUGCAUUUGGAGUGCUGGAGGCACAAGAUAAUAUGCAGGACUGAGUAUUAUUAUUCUUUUUUUUUUUUUUUUUUUUAUGAAUUUCAGCCAUAACAUUACAACAUGUUCAAGGCUGUGGCUUGCCAAAUACAAAAUGUUGAUUACUAUUAUCCCUAACACUAUCAAUACAUCAUUUAAUUUCCAUCUCAGGACCAAUCAAGUUUCAUAUUUAAAUUGAAUGAUGAAAAAUAUCGUAGCAAAUAAGAGUCAAGUUAUUACUGGACUUGUUUGUGUCAAAUUAUACCUUUGUGCAGAACUAUCUAUCCAUCCAUUUUAUCCAUGCAAGCACACGGAGAGUAUGCAAACUUCACACAGGCAAGCUGGAGCCCGGAUUCAUAAAUUUGAGCAUUUUUCAUCUGAAGUGGAUUUUGACCUACGAAAGCAAGUAAACUAUAAAGAUGAUCAUUGCAAUUUUUUUCCCCCAGCGCUUAGUCUUUUAUUUUUAUGUAUUUUUUGCCUAACACUUGCUGUUUUAAAUCAAGCAUGCAGAACAUAAAACAUCAACUAAAAUGGUAAAUGAUAUGGAAAAUGUUAAAGUGAGUAGGCAGUCCGGAAAAGGCGUGUCUCGACUUUGAAUUUGAAGAAGAUUAAUGAGUCUGUGUUUUGGAGGUGAGGCGGUAGUACGUUCCAAAGACGGGGGCCAGAGCGGCUGAAGGCUCUGUCCUCCACGGUGGACAGACGGGCAGAAGGGACGGUGAGGUGGAUGGAGGACGAAGACCUGACAGAGCGGGAGGGUAUGGCAACAUGAAGGUCAGCAAGAUUUGGCGGGGCGAGGUUAAUUGAUGGCCUUGAAGGUGCAGAUCAGUAUUUUAUAUUGGAUUUGCAUUGGACAGGGAGCUGGAGUGAUGUGGUGAGUGGAUGGGCUCGUUGUGAUAAUACGGGCGGCAGAUAUGAUGACAAACAAGCUCUUUUAUCAAACUCUUCCCAUUUAUAAAUCAAGAAGAAAUGUGUUUUUAAAUGUUUGUUUUUUUUAUCUUUUUUUUUUUUAUCUUUAUUUAUAGUUCAGUUGUUCCUGUAAAUGUUUUCUUUGGUUAAAUGAAAGGACACGAGAGAAAUAUGUUCUGUUCGUAAAUAUUCUGGUAUUUAAAUUUCUAAGAAUUCAGAUGUUGGCACACAAUACGGGAUCAUGAUCAAUUGUUAUAAGCUCCUUUCCGUUCUGGUGUUUGGGUGGUUAUGGCACCAUCAAAUGGCUGUUAUUAGAAAUUACAAAGAAUGAACUGUUGUGUAAAUUGCAGCAUCCAGGGAAGAUGCAUUUUCAUUCUGUACGCAUAACUAGCUAGCUAACUGCACGCCGUAGUGAUAGAAAUGGGUAAUAAAUUAAAACCAAAUUCCAUCUAUCCAUCCAUUUUCAAUUAUACUGACAAUUGUAUACAAUAGCUGUUUAGAUGAUUUGGCACAAAGACACAAAAAUAAAACUAACUAAUAAAAUUAGGAUGCGGAAUACUGUAUGUUGCUUCUCCAAAACUGCGUCAUCGUCAUCAAUGCUCCCUGGCUCCUCGAAUAAAUGUAAUCCAAAUCUUAA
Phycodurus eques (leafy seadragon) is the source of this 3312-nucleotide messenger RNA. RefSeq names its product von Willebrand factor A domain-containing protein 1-like. Gene Ontology annotation, molecular function: protein binding. Lineage: Eukaryota; Metazoa; Chordata; Actinopteri; Syngnathiformes; Syngnathidae. Bases 161 to 1615 code for a protein of 484 amino acids. The transcript has 5 exons. The record is from RefSeq and is a predicted model, not a curated record.